Messenger RNA from Rotaria sp. Silwood1, 570 nucleotides. Lineage: Eukaryota; Metazoa; Rotifera; Eurotatoria; Philodinida; Philodinidae. The record is from the annotation of a GenBank genome assembly.
AUGGGUAUUUUGUCUAUUGUUAUUAUAACUUGUAAAAUUAUUUCAUUAGCGUGUUUACUCGUAUCUGUUUAUGCAUAUCAUUGGUUUCAAAUUGAUAACUAUUCAGUAAACAAAGAUGUAGUUCAAGAUUUAUGUAUAUCAUAUGGAGCAUUUUGUAAUUUAGAAGAUCACAUGCCAUUACCACGUUUAAUUGUUAUUGCACCUUGUGCAUUUUUAGUUAUUAGUCUUGUAUUAGAAAUUAUUAAUCUUAGUUUAUUAUGUCCAAUAUGGUCACGUGUUCCAACAUUAUUAAAUUGUUUUCUUGAACAAACAAGUAUUGCUUUAUCAUGUGCUGUUACAAUUCAUUGUAUUUGGGUUACUAUUGUUCAUAUUCGUAUAUCAAUGGAAAUGCGAAUAGUUCAUCUUCAUGGGACAUUUUUUGCUUUUGGCUUGGCUACUAUACUCAUUCCUGUUGAUUGUAUUUGUUCAAUAAUUCGAAUUAUGAAUAAUUGUCAAUAUGACGAAACAAGUGAAACCAACCAUGGUAUACAAUCUUAUAGACAUAAAUCAAUUCUUGAUUGUGUUGUUUAA